Molecule: messenger RNA, 765 nt
Organism: Triticum turgidum subsp. durum (durum wheat)
Lineage: Eukaryota; Viridiplantae; Streptophyta; Magnoliopsida; Poales; Poaceae
Source: the annotation of a GenBank genome assembly
AUGUAUGCAUUGGACCCUAAAGACUUGAAGCCAUUGAAUAGCUGUUGCGAUGCUCGGAUUUCAGUUUUUGGUUCUAAGCUUCAUAAGAAGAUGCGAGACUCUAAUAUUUUUGUUGUGGGAUCCGGUGCUCUUGGAUGUGAAUUCUUGAAGAACUUUGCUUUAAUGGGGCUUUCUUGUGGCCGUAAAGGGAAGCUAACUAUAACAGAUGAUUAUGUCAUUGAAAAAAGCAACUUGAGCCGGCAAUUCCUGUUUCGUGAUUGGAACAUUGGACAGGCAAAAUCUACAGUAUCCGCUACAGCUGCUAGUGCUAUCAACUCCAGCCUCCAUAUUGAUGCUUUGCAGAAUCGUGCCUGUCCAGAGACUGAACUUGUUCUCAAUGAUGCAUUCUUGGAGGGCCUUGAUGCUGUGAUCAAUGCACUUGAUAAUGUCAAUGCUAGGAUCUACGUGUACAUGGGAUGCCUGUACUUCCAGAAACCAUUCUUGGAAUCUGGAACGCGGGGUCCCAAAUGUAAUACACAGAUGGUGAUUCCUCACCUUACUGAAAACUAUGGAGCUUCACGAGAUCCUCCUGAGAAACAGGCACCAAUGUGCACAGUUCAUUAUUUUCCGCACAAUAUUGACCAUUGUCUAACAUGGGCUCGCUCAAAAUUUGAGGGUCUGCUAGAGAAAACUCCAAAUGAAGUGAACUCAUUUAUAUCUAAUCCUGCUGAAUAUGCUGCUGCUAUGAGAAAGGCAGGUGAUGCUCAAGCCAGAUUACUUCUCUAA